Messenger RNA from Effrenium voratum, 303 nucleotides. The record is from the annotation of a GenBank genome assembly. Lineage: Eukaryota; Dinophyceae; Suessiales; Symbiodiniaceae.
AUGUCCAUUCCGAGUUCCGGGUGCCGCAGCGGCUCGCGGCUGGUGGCCUUCGGAGCCUUCGCGGGCUACGCCGGCGUCGGGGGCCUCCGAGGGGCCAUCGAUUUCCUGCGUGGCCUCGGGGAGCGGCUGCUGGCGCUGGGCUUCAGCACGCCUUUGCUGCACAUCGGCUCUGCCUUCAUGUACCCCACCCUCGAGGAGGCCAAGCGCGCGGUGUCCCUCGCCGGGGAUGCCAUCCGAAAGAACGGCCUGCCGAAGGCGAUGUGCCCCUUCACCGCAGUCUUCACAGGGAGACUGGCAAUGUGA